Megalobrama amblycephala (Wuchang bream) is the source of this 1689-nucleotide messenger RNA. It is a transcript of the gene il12ba, whose product is annotated as interleukin 12Ba. The coding region runs from base 209 to 1228 and encodes 339 amino acids. The transcript has 8 exons. Gene Ontology annotation, molecular function: protein binding. NCBI's taxonomy places the organism in Eukaryota, Metazoa, Chordata, Actinopteri, Cypriniformes, Xenocyprididae. The record is from RefSeq and is a predicted model, not a curated record.
UUUUUGUCCUUAUUUGUGUAUGUUAAGUCAGCACUUCAGCUGUUACACUUCCAUGCUGACAUUUUAAAUCUUUUACAUUGCUCUUGUAAAUCUUUGUGUAAAGCAAUUGAGGUGAGUGGUAAAAUGUUUGUUUUUUUACAGGCUUCCUGUUUCAGUUUGCUUUCUGGUUGUGGUUGCCGCUGCAGUUAUCACGUUGUGUCCCUGAUGGAUGAAGUAUCAUUACAGCAGGACUUCUCAGAUGUUUUUUCUCUUGUUAGGUACAUUGAUGCUUCUCCAGUCUUCUGCUGUAGGAUCCAUCAAAACAGUUGAGCGUUACUGGAUGCUUAAACCAAAUGUGCUUGUGGUGAAUGUAGAUGUGGGUAAAGAUGUAAACAUGGUACAAGUGCCACUUAUCUGCGGAGAAGCCUACGAAGGGCAAAAUGUUACAUGGACCAAAAACAAAGAUGAAAAUCUGGAGGCUCAAGGAAACAAGAUCAUGAUCACCGUGGAGGGCUGGAAGGGGGCCAAUUACUCCUGUUUCAACAAGGAGGGCUCUUACCUAAACCACACACUGGUGCUGGCUCAGUGGACCUUCAAGAAGAUUAUCAAGAACACUCCUGAAAAAGGUUACAUCCAUUGCUCAACAAAUAACUAUGGAGGUUCCUUCCAAUGUUUCUGGACAUGGGAUGUGAACAGGAAUGGCCAUGUUGCUCAUAUCAAAGCCACCCGCCCUCACAGUGGAAGCAACAUCAGCUGCAGUCUGGAUUCCAAAGGACAGAGUAUCACAUGCUUAGACCAAAACUACUGUCCAUAUUCAGAGGAGGUGGAUCGCAUCAACCUGACCAUAUACUUCAGAAGUAGCUUUGUUGUAGAAACCUACAACACAAAGUUUUACAUCAUGGAUAUUGUGAGGCCUGAUGUAGUGGCUAUAAGCAGGAUCAAUCAAACAUCUGUAGAAGUUGGAUAUCCGCACUCUUGGAACACACCAUCUUCUUACUUCCCUCUCAUCUUCCAAGUGAAAGAGAUUCGCUGUCCGAAAAGCAUAAAAUGUGACUGCUCCAAACCAAACUCGCCAGAGACUUACCUCACACAAAGUCACCAGCUUCCAGUGACAAAAGGGAGGGCGGUGUGUGUGAGAGCGAAGGAUGAAUUCUGUAAUUCUUCCUGGAGUGAAUGGAGCCUGUACAAAUGCAGAAACAGAAAAAACAAGAAGCAGCGGAACCAAAAACCAAAGUUAAUGAUGCUAUAAUUUAUGUAUCAUUAAAUAAAACUUUAUAUUAUUUAAUCAUUUUAACCAUUAUGAACAAUACUGACUCCUACCACCCAUUAGAUCUACUUUGGUCAUAUACUGUAUAAUUGAAUACAAACACAUUGUAUGUGUUCUUGUAAUAUAUAAUGUGUUUAUCUAUACAUUGUAUAAUAGAAUGAAUAACACUAUCAUGCCCUUAAAUGAAUUAUUUAUUUCUGUAGUACAUUUAAAUUGUGUUACAUGUAUUUAUUAUGAUUGCAAUGUUUCUGAUGUCUUUACAUGAUUAUAUCAGACAUAAAACAUCCAUAUGCUCGUAAUUAUGUUUGUGCUGCGUGUUUAGAUUCAAGAAAUAAUUUCAUGUCUCAACGAUUGUGAACUAUUAUGUAGGUUGCCAAACAAUGCACACAUUUGAAAGGCAUGGACUUUGUUGGGGUCCUAAUUAUGUGCAAAUGUCUUUUCUU